CGAUUGACAGCUGUCAUCAAAGUAACUAAAGUAACCAAACCAAUUAUGAGGAACUUUUGUUGAAUUUUCUAAAGUAUUAAUUUACAUUUUUUGUUAAACAAUAUAAUAUGCCAAAAUGUGAUUAUAAACCGACAAACUCCAGCUGGAAAAGUAUGGACCGAAUAUCAAGAGUCCAUAAUAAUUGUUUCCUUUAAUAUUCACAAUUGUGAAAAAAUGGGCUGUGUGAGCAGUAAACGUGACAUUAAUGACACUCAUCCAAAUAUAUUCGAAGUCAUGAACGUCGACGAAGCUGGACAUUAUGUCAGUCCCGGCCAGUUAGAGUUAUCUGAAACGGAACUAAUUCUCUAUCAACGAGGUAAAUCGGCGACAGUCUGGCCGUUACGAAGCUUGAGGAAAUACGGAUUCGAUUCGGAAAUAUUCAGCUUCGAGUGCGGUAGACGUUGCCCCACCGGGCCCGGGAUUUAUGCGUUUCGGUGUCGCAAAGCGGAAGAUUUGUUUAACAUGCUGCAACACAACAUUCAAUCACGCAACAUUAGCGAGGAAGGAACGGCGCCAGCGGCAGCUAUGUAUAUGAAUUUCGGAAAUCCGGUUGUAAAUAGUAAUGUAAAUAGUGAAUUUCCCAUUCCGCUAGUUAGUACAGGUCCACCUGUAAAUAGGCGAAUACCGUCCCAAACUCAGCCUGAGGGUUAUCUAAAUCCGACGAUGGCCCCUGUAUCCAUGAGACCACAUCCUAGUUUAAGUAGACCAGGCUCUCUAUCUAGUAACGGGCCCGCUAGUCCCGUCACACCUCCCGUUACGUCACCUCCACCCGAUCUUCUGCUAGAGCAUAACAAUAAUAAGCAAAAUAAUCUAGUCUCCUUCACAGAGCAUUCAUAUACAAAUACUAACACUUUAACCGAUAACGAUAAUGCAACUUUACCUCCUUACAUUAAUUUAAGUAGCGUAACGACAUGUAAUACAGUUAUACCAAGUGAGAACUAUACAAAUUUUCUUGCCGAUAGUAGUUGCCAUUUGUAUAUGAACGUUGAUACAAGCGAAGCAAUUCAAUUAAGUGUAAUUCCACCUAGUAAUUUAAGCGUCACCAAAGAAAUGCCAAAUAUUUUACCCAUUGGGACUGAUGUACAAGAUAGUUUAGAUACGAUACCAAAGGAAAGCGAUUUAGAUGAAACGAAACAUUGCUACGCCAAUAUCAAUUCUGCAGAUUUGGAAGAUUUGCGUGCUUCUUUUAAUCCGAAUCUAGAUUUGUCAUUCACCGGCGGCACCAUACCGGAGACCUCCACUUACGUUAUGGUCCGCGAGGUGAAUUACGCAGAAUUGGAUUUGGUACCUUCAAAAAGUGAUCAUUCAAGUUUACAAGUAACCCCAGAUAGUCCGAGUAAGCCAAAUAAAAGUUACGUUACAAUAGAUUUUAAGAAAACGAACGCUCUUUCGCAGACUGUUAACCCUAGUAUAGAUGUCGAGGAAGGUAGUCGUAAAACGCGGCAUAAUUCUACUAUUAGUGAUAAAACAACCAGACACAGUAACUCCUUAAGUGAUUAACAAACACAUCGAAAUAACCAGAAUUAUGUGAUUCUAUUAUGCUAGGUGACAGUAAAGUAUUUUUCUAAAAUUUAUGCUCAAUAUUUAUUUAGAGAGGAACAGCGAUCCAUAAUAAUACAUUUAGAUGUAUGGAUCAACAUGACAGAUAUUAGCUAAUCAGUGAUAAAAUGACCGAUUUUGUUUAAUAAGUGAAACGAGCAAAGCAAUUUUCAUUGGUUGAACUAAACAAAGCAGCCAUUUUAUAACAUGUUAUGUACAACAUUUUGUCUAAUUUUGAAAAAGUAACAUUAAAAAAGGUAUCAAUUGUUCUAAUUACAAUGUUGAAAGCAUUAUAUAUUUUUCAUAAUGAGUUUUUGAAUCAGUCAAAAUUGGACAAAAUAUUUUUUUAGUAUCAAAUGGUGCUUAUUUUAUAUAUUUAUAUAAUAUGUAUUUAUAAAAUUGUCACCUAGUUUGGGGCUGUAUGAUCAAAGUCGAUGUACGCUUUUUUCAUGCAGUCUACGAAAAUCCAAAGAUAUUCUAUGAUCUUUUUGUAAAAUUUACAAAAUGCCAAGCAUAUUUGAUAGUUGUUAGUUUUAAUGUAAAUGACGUAUUAUUUUAAAAUACCUUGUGCUGAUACAUUAUGAAAAAAAUUAUAUAUUAUUUUUAAUUUUUAAUAAAUGAUAUUUUACAGAUCA
Messenger RNA from Photinus pyralis (common eastern firefly), 2213 nucleotides. Its product is annotated as fibroblast growth factor receptor substrate 2. The record is from RefSeq and is a predicted model, not a curated record. Gene Ontology annotation, biological process: cell surface receptor protein tyrosine kinase signaling pathway. The transcript is spliced from 2 exons. Gene Ontology annotation, cellular component: cytoplasm. The coding region runs from base 214 to 1539 and encodes 441 amino acids. NCBI's taxonomy places the organism in Eukaryota, Metazoa, Arthropoda, Insecta, Coleoptera, Lampyridae.